GAGAAAGCAACGUGAGCAUAUCGCGGCGACAGAAUGUCGACGGCGUACACUAACCUUCAAAUUCAGCCUGAAGAAGCGCAAAUGGACGUCGUCAGAAGAAUCAAUGUUGCUGCCCUUAUUAAAGAGGUGGAUAGGCAUCCGCUGCUUUACAACAACACGCCAAAACAGUCGUGCUCCUCCGAAACGAAGAGAAAAAUUUGGGAAAAUAUCGCGGAAUAUCUAUGCGGAAUCCAGCAUUGGCAGCUGUACAACGAAUCUGAGAAGGAUGUUGUGGUUAGAGAAAUUCAACUUAAAUGGAAAAAUCUUAAAGAUAAUUAUCACAGGAUUUUGAGGAAAGAAAAAGAGGACGAAGCACAAGGCAUUCCGGCUUUUAAAAGGAAAAAAUACAUUUAUUAUGACGCCUUGGAGUUUCUCAAACCUUAUGCACCUUCUACGAGAAGUAACGGUGAUAUGAAAGAAGAAAUGGAUAUUGAAGGAGGAAAAAACGCUCCCCACAUAAUCUACAUCAACGAAACAAAUGACUCCGAAGAAGAUUCCUUACUCCAUUCAACUUCCCCAACGAUUCCUAAACAAGUCAAAGUUCAAACGCCUACCGUGACCCCCAUAGCCCCAUUACCCCAAAUCCCUAGUUUUGGCACGCUCCAGCCAGUGCAGUUCAUCCAUUUGCAACCCAAUACUACCAUUCCCAACCCCAAAAAAGACGACGAUGAAGAAUCAGCUACCAGUAAAUUGACGAAGGUGUUGGAGCAAUUGGUGAAGACUCAAGAGGAUGACAAAAACGACGACCCUAUGGGGAAUAAGAAGUUUUUGAUGUCGUUGGUACCGUUUUUGAGAAAGUUGCCAGAUGACGUGAAUUUAGAGGUUCGGUUGCAGAUUAUGGGAGUGAUACAGAGUUACGGGGCGAAGGAGUUGUUUUAGGUUUGUUUGUGAACUUCGUUGUUUGAUUUAGAAUUUGUUUUUGAUUGAAAACUAAAUGUGAUUUACUUGAUGUUUUUGAUAAUAAUAUUUUUGUAUGCUGUAUUUUUAUUGUAAAGUAAUUGUAGCAGGUAAGGUUAUGUUAUAAG
Molecule: messenger RNA, 1064 nt
Organism: Psylliodes chrysocephalus
Lineage: Eukaryota; Metazoa; Arthropoda; Insecta; Coleoptera; Chrysomelidae
Source: the annotation of a GenBank genome assembly